AUGACCAGGACCGCGGAGCUAGGUGUGAUCGCCUGGACCACCUAUCUCGUAAGCCUAUAUGGGAAUGAGCUCGCCCAUCUACUGUUCAUGGUCCUGAUGAAGCUUUCAGCCGCCAUCGAUAUAUUAUAUUCAGGUUUGCGCAUGAUGCACGCAGUCCAAUAUGAUACUGAUUCUGCUAUUCUCUCCUCCCACUUGCCACGUAUCUACCACACUAUGACAAAUCGACAUCAACCCCAACCCAACGACCCAUCCCCACGACCCUCCUUCAGUCGGACAUUCCCUUCCGAUAUUGCGUCAUCCCCUACCACUCAACGACGUCUACCUGUUCCCGCUGCGCUGGUCUUUCAAUGGCUAGUAACGUGUCCGAGUUUUGGCUGGAGACAAUGGAUCGUCUUCCGGCAAGCAAGACGUCUGCGCCUAGACGAUGUAUUCAAAACCGGUGAACACACCCACGGCGAAACUUCGCAUAGGGUAGGGACGGCAGGUAGUCUUAGGAGGGACUGGUUUUACCUCGACGCCAUGUAUCGACGUCCGGCAAGCGAGAGCAUGGCGUCGGGGUAUUGUUGGGGAUACAAGGAGUAUAGGGCUAGGGUAAACUGGACAUACCUCUCCCUGGACGACGACUUUUGCGCGGACAUGACGUAUCGACAUCUGGCGAACGAGCGCACGGCGUCGUGA
This is a messenger RNA of Desarmillaria tabescens, 678 nucleotides long. RefSeq lists its product as uncharacterized. Lineage: Eukaryota; Fungi; Basidiomycota; Agaricomycetes; Agaricales; Physalacriaceae. The coding region runs from base 1 to 678 and encodes 225 amino acids. The record is from RefSeq and is a predicted model, not a curated record. The transcript has 4 exons.